AUGGCAUCAUCUUCGGACCCAUGGAUGAAGGAGUACAAUGAAGCAUCCAGACUUGCUGAUGACAUCAGUUCCAUGAUUGCCGAUAGAGGGUCUCUUCCACAAUCAGGCCCAGAAAUUAUGCGGCAUACUUCAGCCAUCCGGAGAAAAAUAACUAUUCUUGGGACUAGACUGGAUAGCUUGGAGUCAUUGCUUGGCAGAAUUCCUCCAAAGUCAAUCACUGACAAGGAGAUGCAUAAGCGCCAAGACAUGCUUUCCAGCUUGAAGUCUAAAGCAAAGCAGAUGGCGACAAGUUUCAACAUGUCAAACUUUGCUAACAGGGAGGAUCUGCUUGGUCAGAGUAAAAAGGCAGAUGACAUGAGCAGAGUUGCUGGGUUAGAUAACCAAGGAAUUGUUGGCCUUCAGAGGCAAAUUAUGAAAGAGCAAGAUGAGGGUCUUGAGAAGCUGGAAGAGACAGUGCUGAGCACAAAGCAUAUUGCAUUAGCAGUCAAUGAAGAACUUACCCUGCACACAAGAUUGAUAGAUGACCUUGAAGAUCAUGUUGAUAUUACAAAUUCACGUCUUCAGCGUGUGCAAAAGAGGCUUGCAAUUCUGAACAAGCGCACCAAAGGGGGUUGCUCAUGCAUGUGCCUGCUUCUAUCUGUCGUCGCCAUCGUGAUUCUUGCGGUCAUUGUUUGGCUUCUCGUCAAGUAUCUGUAA
This is a messenger RNA of Miscanthus lutarioriparius, 696 nucleotides long. Lineage: Eukaryota; Viridiplantae; Streptophyta; Magnoliopsida; Poales; Poaceae. The record is from the annotation of a GenBank genome assembly.